Messenger RNA from Haliotis rubra (blacklip abalone), 4536 nucleotides. RefSeq names its product myocyte-specific enhancer factor 2A-like. NCBI's taxonomy places the organism in Eukaryota, Metazoa, Mollusca, Gastropoda, Lepetellida, Haliotidae. Gene Ontology annotation, molecular function: RNA polymerase II cis-regulatory region sequence-specific DNA binding; histone deacetylase binding; protein dimerization activity. The coding region runs from base 566 to 1897 and encodes 443 amino acids. Gene Ontology annotation, biological process: cell differentiation; positive regulation of transcription by RNA polymerase II. The transcript is spliced from 11 exons. The record is from RefSeq and is a predicted model, not a curated record.
GUUUAUUCAAUAGUGAACUCCGAUUUGAAAGAAACAUGUCACUUAGACGGAAGAAAGUGAAAUAUGACCAUUUCCGUCUUAUCGCGUACUGGAUAUUUUGACGUCGCUGUAAGGCUUGUCAUGUUAUACAUCGUUAUCAAACUUGUGCUAAAUGACUGGCUGUCUCUGUUUCAGAAUAUCUUACUCCCUGUAAGAAACACUGGAAUCGCCGAAGGACAAUUCCUUCCUUGUAUACAGCAGGAUUCUGACAAGCUCUCCAGCCGUCAAAGACCGUUUCAUCAGUCUGUCUCACUCGGACUAAUGUAGUGAACACGACAUUUUACAGACGAAGAAAAAGUCAUCGCGACCCGUGAGGAUCGCCCACACAGUCCAGCAGAGUUACCUCCCAUGUUUGAUGCCUGCUGUAUGCUGUCAGCAUCUACUGUUUCAGUCUAACUAACUCCAUCAACUGAGUUGACAGCCGACUUGACUGAGGUACCGGUGCCAAGUCCAUCACUUUUUUCUUCUUCCCGGUUCCACAUACGGCAUAAUAUUGGCUCAAUCAACCAAAUCUCCUACUACCAGCAUGGGGCGCAAAAAAAUCCAGAUCUCGCGAAUAGGCGAUGAACGCAAUCGUCAGGUUACAUUCACCAAGCGAAAGUUUGGAUUGAUGAAGAAAGCUUAUGAGUUGAGCGUGUUAUGUGACUGCGAGAUCGCCCUCAUCAUCUUCAAUGGCUCCAACAAGCUGUUCCAGUAUGCCAGCACUGAUAUGGACAAGGUCCUUCUGAAAUACACCGAGUAUAAUGAACCCCACGAGAGCCGCACAAAUAAGGACAUCAUUGAGGCUCUCAACAAGAAGGAACACAAGGGCUGUGAGAGUCCAGAGCCUAUUGAGCAAGACCCCUUCGCCCAGGGCCUACGUGGGGAUGACAAAUACGAGCGCAUCAACGAUGACUACCAGCGUGUCAUGCAGCAGAACGUCAUGAGGAAGUUUAUGAAUUAUCCACAGUUCUUUGACCAAAGCGGGGGCAUCCAGCAGUACCACAAUACCAUGCCGGUGCCGAUACACAAUAGUGGCUAUCCCAGUCAACCGGGUUUGAUUCCGCCUCCACAGAACCAUGUCCUGAGUGGCUCCCCUGGACUGCUACAGCCACCACAGGUGGCGCCCCCUAGCCACAGUCCCAGACCCAACUCUACUGGUGGGAUGGUUGAUCUGAGUCAUUCCCCCACCCCAAAUGGCUACCCCCAUCGAGUGUCCCCGUGCAGCUCGCCGGGGGUGAUGGUCCACCAUGCUAAGCAGAUGGCCAAACAGUCGCCCACCCCAACCCAAAUGAGGCCCAACCCAAACCUUCGUGUGAUGAUCCCACCUCACAGCCGUGGGGAUCUCAUGUCACCUGAUCUCCAAGGCCGAGUAGGCAACUCCUUAGUAACGCCAGUUGUAUCCUUGGCAACCCCGAACAUGCCGGGUAGCGGGUACCCCUCAUCACUUCCCUCGUCGUUUCAUCCAAAUGAUUUCCCCCUGACCACUGCUGAUGUGAGUAAUGGUUACAACUCGUGGUGUGGGCAGGGCUCGCUGACUACCGGGUCUCCGCAUCACUCCACCGGGCUGUCGCUGACGUCGGGGACAGUUCCACACACUGCCAACUCGGGUCACCAUUUAUCUCCCUUGGCAAUCAACACAAUGACACAACCUAUGAAUAUCAAAAGCGAACCUAUCUCGCCUCCACGGGACUCCACGACCCCCUCUAGUCACCACCAACAGCAACAGCAACAGCUUCGUCCUCCAUCUGCGGGAACCGGGCAUCUGUCGCCCGGUCACAUCUCUCAUAGCAACAGUUCCUCUCCGGUGAAUGUACACACCAACGACUACGACGGCCCGAUGGUGAAACGCUCCCGUAUAGAGGGUUGGGCAACCUAGGGGAAGCUGGAGUACAUCAGAGUCUCCAUCUUGCUGUCUGUCUCUAUCUCAAUCUGCAGACACAGAGACUAACGUCGCCUGAUUGGUCAGCAGGACUUGGUCAGCAGCUUGCUCAUUGGCUCGCUAGCUACGGCCAUCAGCUGGUCUGACCGCUACCGGAGUGGUGGACUUGUAUAUUGUACAGGAAGCUGCGUCAAGCAGGACAGUUAUGUACUAAUACGUACUUAAAAUCCCAUAUUUUCGUACGUAUGUUUCUACUCCCGUGUUUAUGCGUAUGAUUUUGCGCAUGGUGGAAGGCUACGAGCCUUUGGUGCCUUUCAGGUGGACAAACUGGAUAGACGCUUUCAUUUGUGUAAAUAUUGCUCCUGCACCUUCUGUCAAUCACCAGUGAUGAUCACUACAUAUGUUUAUUAUCAUUAUUAUCCAACUGUGCAGAAGUUGUUGUAUCAGUUACUUAUGUGGCCGUUUUGAAUACACUGACAGAUGAGGUGGAGUGUUUUGUUGACAUAUAAAUGCAUAUAUUCCCCCGUCUUGUGCCUAGUAACAACGUUGUGACAUUGUAACACGACAUAGUAGCUCUGGACGAGUCCGUACAGCAACGGACGGACAGAUGCUAUCUCAGCUAGUCUAGUGCUCACUGUCAAAUAAUUCAACGAAAUUAAAAGUGGUAGUAGAUUAGUUAACGUAGGAUGAAGCCCCUCGUGAGUGGGAUUAGUCAGCGACAAUGAGGAUUUCAUAUCACUGUUGUGCACACAUUAGACAUGAACACGUGUACGUAUCCAUUCCCGUAGUGGGUUGAUUCUUGAUGUGUACUCACCAUGCAAAGGGCAAAGAUGAGGAGUGACAGUCACUCAAUGUUAUCUUGCACCAUCACACAGCUUUUUUUCUUCUCUUUGAAACACAUUGUAAUCCUGACCUUUGACUUUACCAUGAAUCACUCAUAUGAUAUUCAACGCCGACUUUUCAAAUGUCAAAAAUAAUAUGCCACCAAAAUUUAUAGUAUUUAAUAGACUCUGUUAUUGAUGAAGUAAUGAUCAUAAUUUGAAUCUUUAGGGAAUCUACUUUAUAAGUUUGGAACAAAUUCCAGACAUUUAUUAUAUAUCUACGACACCCAUGGGAGGUCGCUCUCUCAUAGUAAUGUGCAAUAUAAUUAAUGCCAGUGCUGACACAGCCACUUACAGACUUGGUGCCACCUCCCGACCAUCUUGAAAAGUGCUUUUAAUUUAUUUAUAUGUUGAAAAUUUGUUGAAGUUUGUGAUGAAAUAGAAGCCUGAUAGGACAGUGUAAAGUGACAGAGAAACCUCGCUCGUAAACCCUGAUAGACACUUUCGCUUCUUUGUACCAAUAUAUAACUCCUAGUUGGGUAAGGAAACAACAGACUGCAUGGUUCGAAGAUGUGGUUCAGGUUAAGCAUAUCAGAGAAAUGAAAUAAGUCAAUGAUUGUAAAUUCUGAUGAUUCCGAAAUUUGGCCCGGAAUACAGAUGGUGUACAUGUUGGAAACGUGAUCGUGCUGGCCAUUUGUGGACUGGCCAUGCGUAGUUCAGGUGCAUUUAUAAAGGCUAAUAGAUAAUUAUUUUUGUAUUUGUUUCAUAACACCUAUAGAGUAUAUUUUCAAACUUUUAUCACAGAAGUCGAUUAUGCUCAUAUGAUCUUUUAGACCUGCAGUGUAGAGGUUGUAUAUAUUGGAGAGUCUUUAGAUGACACUUUUCUAAUCUACGCAAAUUGUACCUUUACAACUAUUUAUACUUUUCAACCAGAAACUCUUUCUGAUAUGUUUAUUUUAAUUCUUCCUUGGACCAUUACGACUCCUAGUCCUUGUCUGUUACUCUGUAUAUGAAAAGAUUAAGUUUUCAUAUUUUUGCAUACUUUCCUAUUCCUUGUAUAUUUUAGCAUUUAUAAACAGUUUGAUAUCAGGGAUGAUAAUUUUCUGUUAAAAGUUGAAAUUAUAGGUGAUAGCCUCAUCUAUGAAUGUUGUACAAACUAUUACUAUUUAAUUUCCUUGAGACGGUUGAUUGUUCCCUCUCUCCUCUGUUAAUCAACUGAUAUUAGGAAUAAGUUGAGUGCUUUUACUAAGAUCAACUGUGAUAUUCAAAUGAUGGCUAUUUCUUGAGUGAGUGUUCUAUAUGUUGCCUUAGCGAUAAUAUGUUACUAUGGUUACUAGGCAUGUUACAGAAUGUGUAUAUCAGGUAGCACUGGCUUGGCAGCUCCACAAUUGCAAACUGACUCUGGUCUUGACAAGUGUUGACACUUCAAACUAUGAAAUAUUUCCGCAGUAAUUGCUGUUUGGAUUUCCCUGAUGCUGUCCCAUCACUUACCAUAAGAUGUCACUUUGCAAUUGAAAAGCUGAGAAAUGUGUAUAGUUACUCAGGCAAUAUAAUGUGUUACUUCUGUGUUUUACUAGGACGUGUCAGUGGCAUUGUUAAGGUCAUGGUACCAUGACGUGUUAGCGGGCUGACUGGAGGAGGGGCGUGGCUUCUGACUGUGUUAACAAAAGCAUUGAAGGAGAGUUGUUCCAAUUGAAGGACUUUACAUAAUGAAAAAGUGCUUUUAACUAUUAAUAUGUUUGUAUACCAUUAUGAAUGGUUUAAUUGUUGCAAAACUUGCAAGAAUUUUGUAUGUAUAAAUAUUUUUGUGCUGUA